Emericellopsis atlantica is the source of this 1442-nucleotide messenger RNA. RefSeq lists its product as uncharacterized. The transcript is spliced from 2 exons. NCBI's taxonomy places the organism in Eukaryota, Fungi, Ascomycota, Sordariomycetes, Hypocreales, Bionectriaceae. The record is from RefSeq and is a predicted model, not a curated record. The coding region runs from base 362 to 1246 and encodes 294 amino acids.
GUCAGAGACAAGUAGGUAUUCAAGUGGAUGAGUCGCCCCUGAUUGCUAGGGAGACGUUAGGUCAAGUCCAAGAGCUGUCAAUUAAAGAGAACAAUCAGACACAAAGAUAGCGCCAAUUCGUCUUCGAGAUUCAAGGCCCAUUGUUACGAUAGUCUGCAGUUCUUGUCUUGUGAGACUCGACUAACUGACAAUGAGGGAAGCAUUUGGUCAGAGCUUGCAGUAUAGACUGAAUGACCUCGUUGUAUAUUGUCGACAUAAAGCCUUACCCAAGAACCGCCAGCUUUGUUCCCAUUAUGGCCUCGCAGACGCAUUCUUACGAGUCCUCUUGUAGUGCGGAUCAGUUGAGAGUAUAAGAAACACAAUGUCCGCGCAUGUACAGUCGACUGAGCGACAGAGUCCAGCCAUCAACCAGCAGAAGAUCAUCUAUCAGACAUCACCAAACCUGAAAGAUAUAUUCAGCAGUACGAGUAAGACCAGCGAUUCUUUCCAGACGCCCAUAAUGAACAACGCAUUCAUGCCCUGGGCGGCGCCUCCGCCCGGGCUAUUUCCCUUCCUGCGUCUGCCCCCUGAAGUCCGCACCUUGAUUUACGAACAUGCCUUCGUCCUCAAUAUACACAUUGAGCUGGCCAUACGUGACGAGAACGCACCUCGCCUGUCAGCCUUGACACCCUACAAGUGCCAGUGCGCCCAGCAUGCCGACGAGCGCAUGGCCCCCCUGCCACGACACUUCCUCGCUCUGCUCGAGACCUGCACGCUAAUCAAACGGGAAGCCGCGCCUAUCCUGUACGGAAAGAACGUGUUCUGCUUCGGCGAUGGACUCAUGUGGGAACCUGAUUAUCUCUUCAUUGCGCACAGGAGUCUGCAACGCAUCGGUGCGACUAACUUGAACUUCAUCAAAGCCAUCGGUCUACACGUGGAUGCACUGCCCAAUGUAAUUGCAAGAGACUACACCGCACCCCCUGGGGUAUGGCCUGCUUGGAGAAUUCCAGCUCCCUAUCCGCAGGGCGAGUUGGUGCGCUACAUUGCGGCCAUGUGCCCCCGGAUCGACACAAUCUACCUGGGCGACAUCGGGAGGCUGAAGACAUGGGACAAAGAGCAUGGAGCUCAUAUCGCGUCUGUUCGGGGCCACGACGAAAUGGCUCAAGUCGUCUGGGAGUUCCACCCGCAUCGUCAUAGGCUGCUACGCGCCACUUCCACCCGGUCACAGAGUGAGCCCCCGCAACCGCGACGAUUGGCCUGUCUAUGAGGCCGAAUGGCAAGCCAGAUUUGACACGAUAGACAUGGACUGGGUGGACGGGGAGGAGGAGGAGAGCAAUGUACCGUGGGCGGAAAUGAGCCGCGAAGAGUUGGAGAGGUUCAUGACGAAUGAGCAUGUCAAUGAGGAUCAACGUUUCAAAAGAGCUGCCCUCGACGCGGGAUGGGAGAUUCUACCCAGAGGGGAG